Messenger RNA from Hyaena hyaena (striped hyena), 4059 nucleotides. It is a transcript of the gene ST6GAL1, whose product is annotated as ST6 beta-galactoside alpha-2,6-sialyltransferase 1. Bases 918 to 2117 code for a protein of 399 amino acids. The record is from RefSeq and is a predicted model, not a curated record. The transcript has 9 exons. Gene Ontology annotation, molecular function: sialyltransferase activity. NCBI's taxonomy places the organism in Eukaryota, Metazoa, Chordata, Mammalia, Carnivora, Hyaenidae.
AGCCUCGCCGGCGGGCUGGCCGCCGUGGGACCGGGGCGUCCGGGUGUGUCUCCCGGCCCGGGGAUCGCCCCGGCUUCCCCCGCGGGCUCCGCGAGUCUGCGGACCCACAACACACCCACGUGCGCUCGGCCCCCGGGAGCCUCGCUGCCCGCACCGCGCGGUGGGUAAGGUGCGGGACGCCCCGCGCACUCCGGGCUCCUGCGCGUUCCCGCCGCCGGAUUCCCGGACCGGGAACCCGCGGCCUGCGGCGGGGGUGGGGGCUCAGGCACCAUAACAAACGCACGUGCGCUCUGCGCGGGGAUCCCGGCGCCGCGCCCAGGAAGGGCCGCCCCGCGGAACCCGGCCAUUGUCUCCGGCCGCGGGGGAGGGAGAGGCGCUGGGGGCGCCGCCUGCGCGAGGAGGACUACAGCCGCGCUGAAAAGGUGAGGUAGAUCCAACUGUGCAGAGCUCUACAGCCAGCGGCCCAGAGAGCAGCAGGAACGUCCCAGAGCCCAGCUGAAAUGAAUUGGCCUCCUUGAGCGUGCCCAAGUCCAGGUGGCCGGCCCCUGUCCCAGCCCCGAGGUCUUCCCCAUCCAUGAAGGCUUUGAUCCCGGGCUGGAUGUGGGCUCCCACUCCUGGGCUAGGAUUCUCGAGAACCUUCUUUGCAAGAAGAAAACGUUCACUUAUUUGGCACAUGAAGCGGAGCCACAGGCCCUGACCCUGUCCCUGGGAGCAUCGAGAUGUUUUUUGAUCAUCCGGAGAAAAAUGAGCCUUGGCCUCCAGACCUAAUAAAGCAAACAUUCCUCCCAUGGAGAAUAGCGCUGGUUCCUGAGGACCCGGCCAGGGACCCGGCGGGCCUGCAGCCCCAGGGGGAUUAGCCAGAAGCAGGCCUGUUGCCUGCUCAGAACACAGUGGCUGCCUUGGACACAUAUUUCAUAAUGAUUCACACCAACUUGAAGAAAAAGUUCAGCUGCUGUGUGCUGGCCUUUCUCCUGUUUGCAAUCAUCUGUGUGUGGAAGGAGAAGAAAAAGGGGACUUACUAUGAUUCCCUUAAGUUGCAAAGCAAGGAACCCCAGAUGUCGAGGGGUCUGGAGAAACAGCCUGAGACUCCAAGCAGCACCCAGGACCCCCACAGGGGCAGCCAGGCCCUCAGCAGCCCCCGGGUCACAACCAAGGUCAAGCCAGAGGCCUCCUUCCAGGUGUGGAACAAGGACAGCUCUUCCAAAAACCUUAUCCCCAGGCUGCAGAAGAUCUGGAGGAAUUACCUGAAUAUGAACAAGUAUAAAGUGUCCUAUAAGGGGCCAGGACCGGGGGUCAAGUUCAGUGCCGAGGCCCUGCACUGCCACCUCCGGGAACAUGUGAACGUCUCUAUGGUCGAGGCCACAGAUUUUCCCUUCAACACGUCUGAGUGGAAAGGCUUCCUGCCCAAGGAGAACAUUAGGACCAAGGCUGGGCCAUGGGGCAGGUGUGCCGUGGUCUCAUCAGCAGGAUCUCUGAAGUCCUCCCAGCUUGGCCGAGAAAUAGAUGAUCAUGAUGCAGUCCUGAGGUUUAAUGGGGCGCCCACAGCCAAUUUCCAACAAGAUGUGGGCACGAAAACCACUAUUCGCCUGAUGAAUUCUCAGCUGGUCACCACUGAAGGGCGCUUCCUCAAAGACAGCUUGUACAACGAGGGAAUCCUAAUUGUGUGGGAUCCGUCUGUUUACCACUCAGAUAUCCCAAAGUGGUACCAGAGCCCCGACUACAGCUUCUUUGAGAACUAUAAGAGUUAUCGCAAGCUGCAUCCCGAUCAGCCCUUUUACAUCCUCAAGCCCCAGAUGCCUUGGGAGCUGUGGGACAUCAUUCAAGAAGUCUCCCCCGAGGAGAUUCAGCCCAACCCCCCGUCCUCCGGGAUGCUUGGCAUCAUCAUCAUGAUGACACUGUGUGAUCAGGUGGAUAUUUAUGAGUUCCUCCCAUCCAAGCGCAAGACCGACGUGUGCUACUACUACCAGAAGUUCUUCGACAGCGCCUGCACGAUGGGCGCCUACCACCCCCUUCUCUUUGAGAAGAAUAUGGUGAAGCACCUCAACCAGGGCACAGACGAGGACAUUUACCUGCUUGGGAAGGCUACAUUGCCUGGCUUCCGGAAAAUUCGCUGCUGAGCGUGGGCUCCCUGGUCAGGUCCCCUCACCCUUCUCCACCAAGCGUGGGCAGAUCACGUUCUCACCUUUGUUCUCGAAGGUCUGCCUGAACUGAGAGAAGCUCCGAUUAUUUUUUUGAGGGAUCCGCUCCCCCUGUCCGAGGCAGCGAGUGCAGCCCCCUGGCAUGGCAGGCACCCGGCAAGCCAGACGCCAAGAACCUGCCUUGUCCACGCUCAGCCUGGCCCGACCCUGCCCCGCAGUAGGAUUCUGCACCUGCGCCCACUGCUUCCAGGUUACCCCCCACCCCACCCCUCCUGACCGCCAUCUUGUCUUUUCCUUUAAAGCAGUGGGUGCUGUUCUCUCUCUCUCAAAUUACUUUUCUACCUUUUCUACUAUAUAACAGUAUCCUGAUUUCUUUGACCUUCACGGGCUGUUUUGGAGUGUCUCUCAGGGAGUGGGGCUGUGGUUCCCUAGAAUUUCAAGUUGCUCUCGGAAGUCAGGACCUUCAAGAUCAUAACUGAUUCUCAUAAGGUUUACCAGGCGGCCGUGCCCUCUAGCCCUCCAGCAAGGGGGCAGCGCCAGAGUCUCCAGACAGAGGCCCUCCCACUCCGCUCUGCCAACAUGCUUCCUGGGUUAGUCGGGCUACCCCUUCCCGGGUGGGGAAGCACGCUGGGCUGGCCCGGUCCUGCCGCGUGGAGAAGGUCGGACGCUCGCUCAGGGUCACAACGUACUGCUGUGGAGCCAGGGCUCCUAGACCCAGGCUUCUGGACUCCUGGCCUCAUGUGCUCAAGGCCUCUUAAGCUCGAGCUCUAGACCGGCUGCCUGGGAGCUGAAGUGCUCACUUGCUGCCAAACCCUUGGUUUAUAUAAGCAGUAGAUGGACCCCAGAGGGAGAAGCCCUGGGUUUCAAAUGGAUGCUCCCUUCCCUUCACCCCCCCUCCUCCCGCUUACUAGCUGUGCCUCCAUGGGAGAAUUCUGAGACUCUGUUUCCACAUCUGUAAAAUGGGGGAUGACGAGCCUACCUCACAGGGCUGCUAUAAGGGUUACAUGAAACACCUAUCCUGGUUCUGUACUUGGUACAUAGCAGGGGCUCGGUACAUGGUGGCUUCCUCCCUCCCUCCCUCCUCCCACUUCCCUCCUUCCUUCCUCCCUCCCUUCCUCCCUUCCUUUCACUAAGAACCUGCUGUGUGCUUACACCUGGGCAAGACCUUGCUUUGAGGGAGGCCAGAGAGGGGGUCCUGUCAUCAGGGAAUUAAUUGUCCUAUCGGGACACCUGCCUGAAAUGCCCAGGAAACUAUCGGAGGUGGUGGACUGUGCAAAGCAUGUCUCCUUCCUCCCCCUUCCCCUCCCUCCCCUCUUCCUCCCUUGCUUGCAGCUCUGGCCUCUCUGCCUCUGAACGGCAGCGGGCAGCACACCCGGGCCGCUUCCUGCUGUAUGGAGAGUCUUUCCCCUCUCUGGGCCCAUGAGUUGCUUUAUGUUCUGAUCUGUUGUGCUUGCUGCAGUCCCUGAAUCACAGACAGUGAGAGCAAGGAGGCAUUCGAGCCGCAGGAGGCAGGUGUCGCUGUGGACAAGGAGACUACACUGGGUAGCCGCUAGCUUUGUUGUUGUGCGUAUAAGGGAUCCAGUUAAUUUAAUUCUGUGUUGUCUCUCUAUGGAAACUAGUGAAAUGCAAAUAAGAUAGGGGUAUUACUGUUGGUCUGGUGAGAUGGUUAAUAUUUGUGACCGAUAUCUUAAGAAUGGUGACUGCGUGCCGCAUUUGGAAAGCCCCCGUAGGGGUCGUGUCUUCGUCAGUAGCCAUCGCUUCGUCCUAUAUUAUGAGGGUCCCCUGCUCUUCAGUCACAGAAACUGUUCACACCGGUUUGGAGACCUCGAUCUCAGAAACAUCUGUGAACCGUGCCUGAUCUGAUGAUGAACUAUCCAAAGAUUAUGUAAAAUUUUAAAAUAAAUGUGUUUUUCAAAAAGCG